AGAUCGACAUGGAAACGAGUUCCUAGAUCUCUAGGAGGAGUUCUUGAUGAAGCUUUGUGUCGUCGUGUGCCUUCCUGUUUUGUCUCUCGGCCCGUUCGGACCGUCUCAGAGUAGCUCGCGCUCCGGUGAACAUGUGAACGUCUGAUCUGGUAUGUUCUGGUGUGCCUCGUUCUGAUUGGUGAUGAGUAAAGAAUGAAUCUCAUGUGUUGUAAUUACUUCCUCUCUGCAGCUAAACUGUAUGAAAGGUUAUUCACCACCUUUUGAUUCCCUAAUCUAUUCUUUUAUCGAAUAAUACUAUUUUCUUUGCCAUUGCCUUGUUUUUGCACUCUUUUUUUCUUUAUCUACUUCUGUGUCUGUGUCUUCUCUCUCCCCCCCUCUCCAACCUCAUGACAUUAUGUGUGCGCACACGACAACGGAUUAUUAUCAAGUGAUGAGUGAUUGAGGGUCUGUGUGUCCGUCUUCGAGGAGGCGCCUCUCGUGUGUGAAUGUGGGAUGAGAUGAGGAGCAUGACCGCUGCAAGCUGCCCUUCCGAUCGACAACACGUUAUCCGCUAGCAUUUUGGUCUUCUCUCUCUCUCUCUCUCUCUCUCUCUCUCUCUCUCUCUCUCUCUCUCUCUCCCUUUUCUUUUGUGUCUGUGUGUUGUCCUCCUCUCUCUGAACGUGUUUCCGUACCCGGGUUUGAAACCCGGGCCUUGGGGCGGGACUAGCGAGCUCAUUCAAUCUGCAUGUGCUUUCCCUCUAGACGUUGGCUGCCCUAACGAGAAACUCAAUUAAUCUGCUUCCCAACCAUCUUGCACAAGCUUUGCAUGUCCACUCUGGUCCUGAGGAAAUUAACAAGAGAAUAGAGAGCGCCAUCGACUUACGGAGUGGCGAUAAGUUGAGGCGCGAGAAUAUCAAGGCUCUGUCGGUGACCUUUAAAGACGCCAGCAUGGAGCAGAAGUACUCCCAGAUGAGAGACGAGGUGUUCAAGUCGAACCUGGUGUGUGCCUUCAUCGUCCUCAUCUUCAUCACCACCAUACAGAGUCUGCUGCCGUCUACCAGGCUGGUCACCAUGGUGAUCCAGUUCUCUGUGCUCAUCCUGCUGCACUGCUGCCUGGUGCUCGUCACCACGGCGGAGGACUACAAGUGUCUGCCGCUGCCCCUCCGCCAGGGCUGCUGCUGGAUCAACGAGACCUACGCCGCCCGCAACGUCAUCGUCUUCCUGUCCAUCCUCAUCAACUUCCUGGCCGCCAUGAUCAACAUCCUCUGGUGUGACUUCGACAAGUCCAGCACCUUUAGAAACCAGACGUACAACGAGUCAAUAUUCAUCCCGGACAUCUGCUUCUACCCCGAGUACUUUGUGUUCACGGGCGUGCUGGCGAUGGUGACGUGCGCGGUGUUCCUGCGGCUGAACUCGGUGCUGAAGCUGGCCGUGCUACUGGUGAUGAUCGCCGUCUACUCCCUCCUGACCGAGGCCUUCUACAGCUCCCUGUUCCUGCGCUACGACGCGGUGCACCGCAACACAGAAAACUUCCUGGGGACCAAAGAGACGUCUCUUCUGCUGAUGGCCAUGUUCCUGCUGGCGGUCUUCUACCACGGGCAGCAGCUGGAGUACACGGCGCGGCUGGACUUCCUGUGGCGGGUGCAGGCCAAGGAGGAGAUCAACGAGAUGAAGGAACUGCGCGAGCACAACGAGAACAUGCUGCGCAACAUCCUGCCCAGCCACGUCGCACGCCACUUCCUGGAGAAGGACCGCGACAACGAGGAGUUGUACUCGCAGUCGUACGACUCUGUGGGCGUAAUGUUCGCCUCCAUCCCGGGCUUCGCCGACUUCUACUCCCAGACGGAGAUGAACAACCAGGGUGUGGAGUGCCUCCGCCUGCUCAACGAGAUCAUUGCCGACUUCGACGAGCUGCUGGGAGACGAGCGCUUCCAGGACGUCGAGAAGAUCAAGACCAUCGGCAGCACCUACAUGGCCGUCUCCGGGCUGUCCCCUGAGAAGCAGCAAUGUGAAGAUAAGUGGGGUCAUUUGUGUGCGUUGGCUGACUUUGCAACCGCCCUGAACGAGAGCAUCCAGGAGAUCAACAAACACUCCUUCAACAACUUUGAGCUGAGAAUCGGCAUCGCCCACGGCUCGGUGGUCGCCGGGGUGAUCGGCGCCAAGAAGCCGCAGUACGACAUCUGGGGCAAGACGGUGAACCUGUCGAGCCGCAUGGACAGCACGGGCGUCAGCGGCAAGAUCCAGGUUCCCGACGACACCUUCCUCAUCCUCAAGGAGCGCGGCUUCGCCUUCGAGUACCGCGGCGAGGUCUACGUCAAGGGCAUCAGCGAGCAGGAGGGCAAGAUCCGCACGCACUUCCUGUCGGGCCGCGUGCAGCCCAACCCGCUGGUGCUGCAGCCCCGCAAGGUGACGGGCCAGUACUCGCUGGCGGCCGUGGUGCUGGGCCUGGUGCAGUCGCUCAACCGGCAGAAGCAGAAGCAGAUCCUCAACGACAACAACAACUCUGGCAUGAUGAAGGGCCACCACCACUACAACCGCCGCACACUACUGGCGCCUGCCACCUCCGACUCCGGGGGGAGCGGUGGGGGGGUGGCAGGGGGAGGAGGAGGAGCUGGUGGAGGAGGUGCUGGAGGAGGAGGAGGAGGAGGUGGGGGCAGCGGGCACCACGCGGAGCCCGGAGACAAGACAGAGCUUUCCUGAAGCGGGAGGAGCGGGAGGAGUCGGGAGGACGAUGUGGAGGAGGUGGGAGGAGCGACACGCUUCACGCUGAGCCCGCCAUUAAGACAGAGCUUUCCUGAGGAGGUGUGGGGGAGGUGAGCCUGGAGGUGGGAGGAGCUAGGAGGUGCACUAUGGUAUGCCUGCCGAAAAGACUGAGCUUUUCUGAUGCAGGCGGAGGUGAGAGGAGGUGGGAGGUGCAAUGUUCUGUGCCCACCAAUAAAUGCUUUCCUUAAAGUAGGAGCACCUUGUGGGAGGUGGUGAGGGGAGAGGUUGGGGGCGAGGAAGGGUGGAGGGGGAGCCAUGAGGAGGCGAAAAGGAAGGAGGAGCGCUGCACCGAGCCCACUGACAAUAAUGAGCUUUCUUUGAGGGGAGUGGACCCUGGGCAUGGGAGAUGGGAGGGGAGGGGUGUUAUUGUUCGGGGAGGAGGGGAGGAGAGGAGGAGGAGGAGGAGGACGAGGAGGACGAGGUUCAACCUUCCUCUGCUGAACGAUGUCUGAUACCCCCAAACCCCGCACCCCUCUUCCUACUCUGUGUCCACACCCCCUUUUUAUGUCACUAUGGCUAACCGACCAUUCCCGACCCUCCCUGCCCCGGCCCCGCCCCCUCACCCCGAUCGCCCCGUGUCAAUGUUUUUCGUCUUCUUUUGUAUUUCUUUUAUAUCUGAGAACACAAUAAAGGGGUCUAAUUUUUAUAAAACCA
This is a messenger RNA of Gadus macrocephalus (Pacific cod), 3396 nucleotides long. RefSeq names its product adenylate cyclase 8 (brain) (gene adcy8). The coding region runs from base 928 to 2679 and encodes 583 amino acids. Gene Ontology annotation, biological process: adenylate cyclase-activating G protein-coupled receptor signaling pathway; intracellular signal transduction; cAMP biosynthetic process. The transcript is spliced from 11 exons. Gene Ontology annotation, molecular function: adenylate cyclase activity. The record is from RefSeq and is a predicted model, not a curated record. NCBI's taxonomy places the organism in Eukaryota, Metazoa, Chordata, Actinopteri, Gadiformes, Gadidae.